Colletotrichum acutatum is the source of this 1841-nucleotide messenger RNA. RefSeq lists its product as uncharacterized. The transcript is spliced from 2 exons. The record is from RefSeq and is a predicted model, not a curated record. Bases 365 to 1756 code for a protein of 463 amino acids. Lineage: Eukaryota; Fungi; Ascomycota; Sordariomycetes; Glomerellales; Glomerellaceae.
GGCUGAGGUACUUCCACCCGGAGGAGAUGCCAAAUUAGCCAUCACCUGCAUUGAGUCUCACGCAGUCAUUUAUGACCAUGUGUCAAAAGGAACGAUCACCCACGUUUACGUGUGGCGCAGGAGAUGACUUUCUUCAUAAUUCCGUGGCGACAGGGAAGCGCUUUCGGGGUCUCAAUCCUCAUGCGGCCGUGUCAUUGCUUUUACCUUUAGAAGCGCGUGUCAGCGGCACAUGUGCUGCCUUUCUCGAUCGUAGAUCAAUCAUGACGACCCCGACCCAUUUCCCAAGGGUUUCUCGAUCUUUUCUUGUAGAUUCUUUCAAUCCAAAAUUCGCGCCGAGUUUCAUCGAUACUAAUGGCGGCAUCUGAUGGAUAUUUCCUUGAUACCAGAUGACCCGAGCAGCCUCCCCUUGACGGGGAUGUCGGCGUUCGUCGGACAACCCCCCGCAACUCAGAAUGAUUAUUUUAUCGUCAAGGGUCUCUUCCACAUGGCCGGAAUGACGACUGCCAACCCGAUGACAGGUUAUUCCCUCGUCGCCAAGCAACCUCCCGACGACCCCCACGAGACGAAGUUGCCCGGCGUUUUGGCAGGCCUCAUUUUUGUUAUCCUAGCUGUCGUUGCGCCCACAGUUGCAAGAAUAUGGCUUAGAUUGCGAAGAGGUUCAGUAAUCCAGUUCGGCUGGGACGACUGGACCAUCAUCAUCGCUGCUCUUCUAGCUCUCGUUUACCCAAUUGCGCAACUUCAUUCCCUUGCAAUCGGUGCGGCUUCCCUCCACGUCUGGGAAGUCAGUUACGAACAAUUCAACAGCGGCGUGAUGGUUGCCAUGGUUUCCAACACAACGUUCUUCGCUGCCGUGGGCAUGAUUAAGCUCUCCAUAGCAAUAUUCAUGCGAAGACUAGCGGACAGACUCCCAAGGUGGUGGCGGAUCGCAUGCGACAUCUUCGUCGGAUCGACUCUCGCAUACAUCUUACUCGCCAUCUUUCUCAACGUCUUUGCAUGCAGCCCGCCGGCAGCGCAGUGGAACCUGGUAAUCCGGGGUAGACGAGAGUCUGCUCCUUCGUGUAUCGACAUCGACAUCCAGUCAAAGAUUCUGACCGGCUUUCAUGUGGCGCAGGGACUCAUCCUGAUGACCGCGCCUGCUGUGAUACUGUUGAAGAUUCGGAUGGGAAUGGCAAAGAAGGUUCGACUGUUCGCGAUCUGGAUGAUUGGUGGUUUGGCAGUUUUGAGUGGUUUACUACAUCAGAUUCUCCCCCCGGUCACCAACGACUAUACGUGGGACUACACAGAAGCCCUGAUAUGGGCAUGCCUGGACUUGUCAUUAGGAAUUGUGACAGCUUCACUGCCAGUUUUGGACAGCUUGAUGGAGGAGUACUGGAGAAGGGCAAAGACCACCAUGGUCAAAUCAUACGGCGGAAACGCGUCAUCAAGAUCACGAACGAGCGAGGAUAGCGCCUGGCCAUACAUCAAGACUGCAGGUACAGACAAGAGUCGGAAACAUGCGGCGAGACCUCCUAUCACCAACAUAACAAUUCCCAUUGAACGCUCAGAGUCUAGGGAGAGCAUCGUCAAAAGGGAGGAAUAUCACGAAACCAAAGUUGGCGCGAUCGAGAUGGGCAUCUUGUGCACUCAAGAGAUUGAGGUGCAUGUCUCUGAUGCGGAUGAUGUGGAAAAGGGCCGGGCGGAAAGUCGAGGACCAAGAUCACCAUCACCAUUUUACCACAAUAGGCCAGAAUGGCACGACAAGUCUCAUAAGUUUUAAUCAUGAUAUAACUGAAGGUUACCACAUUCAAUCGCGAGUAUGGAAGACUUCAACAAAUGGGACCCGGAUUAACAGCUAACUCUAU